Messenger RNA from Magnolia sinica, 1185 nucleotides. RefSeq names its product tropinone reductase homolog At5g06060-like. Gene Ontology annotation, molecular function: oxidoreductase activity. NCBI's taxonomy places the organism in Eukaryota, Viridiplantae, Streptophyta, Magnoliopsida, Magnoliales, Magnoliaceae. The record is from RefSeq and is a predicted model, not a curated record. The coding region runs from base 53 to 853 and encodes 266 amino acids. The transcript has 5 exons.
UCCAGUUGUACCUUUUUUUUUUUUUUUUUUUUUUGUUUGUUGAGAGAGGAAAAUGGGAGAAGAAGCAAGGAAGAAGGAAUGGUCUCUGAAAGGAAUGACAGCUCUGGUAACCGGCGGAACUAAAGGAAUAGGGCGUGCUAUAGUAGAAGAACUGGCUGCAUUUGGAGCAUCUGUGCACACAUGUGCCCGCAACAAAUCAGAGCUUGAGCAGUGCUUGCAUGAAUGGAAAGAAUCAGGUUUCAACGUGACAGGUUCUGUUUGCGAUGUGUCGGCACGUGCAGCACGUCAAAAUCUGAUGGAGGAGGCUUCGUCACUGUUCCAAGGGAAGCUCAACAUCUUCAUAAGCAGUGCUGCGACGUUCUUCUUUAAACCAACGGUAGAGAUUACUGCUGAAGAAUUCUCAUUUGUAAUGGCCACCAACUUUGAAUCUGCAUACCAUUUAAGCCAACUUGCUCACCCACUUUUAAAGGCAUCAGGACAGGGAAACAUUGUAUUCAUAUCCUCUGUCAUUGGUUUGGUAGGAAUAUUUGGUGCGAACGUUUGUGCAGCUACCAAAGGAGCAUUGAAUCAGCUCACAAAGAAUUUGGCGUGUGAGUGGGCAAAAGACAAUAUACGGACUAAUUGUGUUGCACCUUGGAUAACAAAUACUCCUCUGGCAGCGAAUAUUCUGGAAAACAAGGAGUUGGUGGAAGAAAUGAUGUCCCGAACUCCCCUUCGACGCGUUGCGGAGCCAAAGGAUGUUUCACCUUUGGUGGCAUUCCUUUGCUUGCCUGUUGCAUCAUACAUUACCGGACAAGUCAUAGCCGUUGAUGGAGGAUUUACUGUUAAUGGUUUCUACCCAUCGAGUGACUAAUACUCCGAUCAGGUCUGAUGGAAGCAAAAUGGUAAUAAUAAAUUUAUGAGACUCGGUUUAGAAUAAUUACGUCAUUGAUGAAUAAAAUGGACAAGUAUUAUAAGCCUCGUUGUUCAUCACCCAACACUACAUGCAAGACGGCUAGCCAAAAAAGAAGCUGCCUAGCUGGUGGAAAUCUAUUACUGGUUGAAAGAGAAAAAUGAUUUCCCCAACCAGUGGUUCAUGGAAUGGGCACAGGCUUGGAGUGCUUUGACCUUGGUUAUUUUCUUUUUGAAAUGUAUUUUAAAAGUCCGAUUGCACAAGUCAUAUUUUGAAGAUCAAUUUUUUUGAUC